UUAACCCUAAAAAAUCAGAUUCACACAUUCACCCUCUAAUAAUUUCAAAAAAUUAACUAAAAUCACCCAUGCAAAAUCGAUACCACAUUUAUACAUCAAUGUUCAAUCUAAUCUACCAAUCAAUGUUUACACAAAUACACAGUUAGCAGCAACAUCAUCAAUUUAACCCUUUUUAUUCAUCAGUAUUUAACAUUUUUGCAAAUUUAAUUCCUUUUGCGCUUCUCUUAAUAACUGUAUUCAAGAUUUAAAAUUGAAGCUAAAAAAUUCAAAAAGAAUGAGUAUAGUUCCCAAGGAAGCAAUUGAAGUAGUUGCGCAGAGCAUUGGAAUCACCAAUUUAUCUGCAGAUGUUGCCUUAGCUCUUGCACCUGAUGUUGAGUACAGAGUUCGUGAGAUUAUGCAGGAAGCUAUUAAAUGUAUGCGCCAUUCUAGAAGAACUACUCUCACUGCUGAAGAUGUUGAUAGUGCUCUUAGUUUGAGAAAUGUUGAGCCGGUUUAUGGAUUUGCAUCUGGAGAUGCGUUGAGGUUUAAGAGAGCGGCUGGACAUAAAGAUUUAUACUACAUUGAUGACAAGGAUGUUGAGUUUAAAGAUGUCGUGGAAACUCCUUUACCAAAGGCGCCUCUUGAUACAUCUGUUUCAGUUCACUGGCUGGCAAUAGAAGGUGUUCAGCCUGCAAUUCCAGAAAAUGCUCCUGUUGAAGCAAUAGCAGUCCCCAGUGAUGGUAAAAAGCCUGAAUAUAAGGAGGAUAGUCUUCCUGUUGAUGUUAAAUUACCUGUCAAGCAUGUAUUGUCCAGGGAACUUCAGUUGUACUUUGACAAAAUUACAGAGCUUACAAUGAGAAAGCCUGAUUCUAUCCUCUUCAAACAAGCUUUAGUUAGCUUGGCAACAGACUCUGGUCUCCAUCCUUUAGUUCCUUAUUUCACAUACUCAAUUGCUGAUGAGGUUACAAGGAAUUUGAAUAAUUUUUCAGUCCUGUUUGCUUUGAUGCGUGUUGCCCGAAGCCUUCUUCAGAACCCCCACUUACACGUAGAACCCUAUCUACACCAACUAAUGCCAUCUCUCGUUACUUGCGUGGUCGCGAAAAGGUUGGGGAAUAGACUGUCUGACAAUCAUUGGGAGCUAAGAGACUUCUCAGCAAACCUGGUUGCUUUAAUAUGCAAAAGAUUUGGGCAUAUUUACCACAAUCUUCAGCCACGUGUCACUAGGACUCUACUUCAUGCAUUCUUGGAUCCUUCAAAAUCAUUCCCUCAACAUUAUGGUGCAGUAAAAGGAUUGGCAGCUUUGGGAUCCAAUGUGGUUCGUCUUCUUAUCCUGCCGAAUCUAGAGCCAUAUCUGCUGCUUCUUGAACCAGAAAUGCUUCUUGAGAAGCAAAAGAAUGAGAUGAAGAGACAUGAAGCUUGGCGUGUUUAUGGAGCCUUGAUACUUGCAGCUGGUCUAUGCAUGCAUGAUCGGAUCAAGAGGUUACCCGGUAUACUCAUGCCACCGACACAUGAUGUCUGGAAGAGCAAGGGAAGAGCUGGGAUUAAAAUGCCAAAUAAAAGAAAAGCAAGCACAGACAAUCUAAUGCAGCAACCACCACUCAAAAAACUAGCAACUGACGGUCCAAUUGGUGUAAUCCCAAUGAACUCGAUGCACGUCGAUAUGCAAGGGGCAACCGGUAAAUAUCAAACAGCUGUGGGGGCUUCUGGCAUGAACAUAUCAUCAAUGUCUCGACAGUUAUCUAGCGAGAACAUGUCCGGAAGGGAUAUGGGUCAAGGAGUGUCGAAACGAUCAGCUGGUCUUGCGCAGGCUUGGAAAGAGGACAUGGAUGCAGGACUAUUGUUGGCAUCUUUAAACGAACUAUUCGGCGAAAGUAUGCUCUGCUUCACUCCCAAGCCUGAGUUGUCUUUUUUCUUGUAAUUAGUUCAGACUAACAAUUUUUGUUAUGAUAUCUUUGUAUAUUAUUUGCUAAAUUGUUUUCUCAUUAUUUUAGAAUAGUCUGUAGUAUAUCGUAAAGAAAGGUGUACAAUGGAUUCGAAGAUAGUAUAACAAUCUUGAGUUACAACUCCAUUAAGACUGCUAUAUUAAUAUCAUGCCUUCCUCAAAUUUUAGUA
Molecule: messenger RNA, 2091 nt
Organism: Mercurialis annua (annual mercury)
Lineage: Eukaryota; Viridiplantae; Streptophyta; Magnoliopsida; Malpighiales; Euphorbiaceae
Product: transcription initiation factor TFIID subunit 6-like
Exons: 12
Coding region: 275-1897 (540 amino acids)
Biological process (GO): transcription initiation at RNA polymerase II promoter; RNA polymerase II preinitiation complex assembly
Cellular component (GO): SLIK (SAGA-like) complex; transcription factor TFIID complex; SAGA complex
Molecular function (GO): protein heterodimerization activity; transcription coactivator activity; RNA polymerase II general transcription initiation factor activity
Source: RefSeq, a predicted model, not a curated record